AUGAACACUGGAAUCGGAGAUGUUGGGGCACAACAUUUGGCUGAUGCAUUACAACACAACACAUCACUCACCACACUAGAUUUCUACCACAAUAAAAUCGGACAAGUUGGAGCACAACAUUUGGCUGAUGCAUUACAACACAACACAACACUAAUCACACUACGUCUAAAUUCGAAUCAAAUUGGAGCUGUUGGAGCACAACAUUUAGCUAAUCGGUUACAACACAACACAUCAAUCACCGAACUAGAACUCCAAUGGAAUCAAAUAGGAGAUGUUGGAGCACAACAUUUGGCCGAUGCAUUACGAUACAACACAACCCUCACCAUACUAGAUCUCGAAGCUAAUAAAAUCGGAGAUGUUGGUGCACAACAUUUGGCCGAUGCAAUACGAUACAAUACAGUAACUGUUCUUUCUCUCUUUAUCUGUAUCAUGACAUUACUUGCACUUUUCCAUCUAGACACUCACUAUACUAAAUAUCUGGAACAAUGA
Molecule: messenger RNA, 489 nt
Organism: Adineta steineri
Lineage: Eukaryota; Metazoa; Rotifera; Eurotatoria; Adinetida; Adinetidae
Source: the annotation of a GenBank genome assembly